AUGGAGAAUCCACAUGAACAAACACACAAUAUGCUCCUAGCAAGAAUAAUAACCAACAUGGAGAACUUGAAUGAAUCAGUGGUUGAAAUGAAAAAGCUUCUAGGUGACGCAAACAAGAAUAAUUUGCCCAUGGAAGUAUUGGCUAGGAUGUGGGAAAGUUAUAUUAGAAACGCGGAGUAUCAUUUACAAGCUACGGGACAAAAGGAGACUGCACAACCUGAAGACGAGGAGGAGGAGGAGGAGGAGGAGGAGGAGGAGGAGGAGGCAAGGAGUUGA
Lodderomyces orthopsilosis Co 90-125 is the source of this 276-nucleotide messenger RNA. It is a transcript of the gene DAD4, whose product is annotated as Dad4p. Gene Ontology annotation, cellular component: mitotic spindle; DASH complex. The record is from RefSeq and is a predicted model, not a curated record. The coding region runs from base 1 to 276 and encodes 91 amino acids. Gene Ontology annotation, biological process: attachment of spindle microtubules to kinetochore. Lineage: Eukaryota; Fungi; Ascomycota; Pichiomycetes; Serinales; Debaryomycetaceae. The transcript has 2 exons.